UUCUGCUCUCGCAAGUUACUGUCUAAGAACUGAUAGCUAAUGUGUUGAAUGAUUUGACACCUUCAGCCUUGGAAGCUCCUAAUAAAUGCGAUGAAACCAUUCUCUUUCUACUGGCUACUAGCGCUUGCUAAUUAUUUCAUUUCUAGAUAUAGCAACGGAGUUGUGAAAGCGGUAAAGGUCGCGUUUGUAGAAGACGGUGAGAAGAGAAGGGUAUCCAAGGCGAAGGAAUGGCGGAUAAGACAUCAGGAUGAUGAAGAAGCAAGAUUUGAUCUCCUACAAGUUGGAGACGAGGUUAUGACCUACUUUAGCCCAGACAAACAAUUUUAUCUUGCCAUGCUGAUUGAGCUGGAGACCAAAAAAAUGGCAAGACAAGACAAUCCAAUUAAAGCAGCGAAGAGACAACUUUCGUUGGAUUAUUUGGAAGAGGCUGUCAAUGUUGAAGCCAAGAAAAUUGCAAGCAAAAAGAAAAUGUCUUCAGUGGCCAGUGCCAAGGCUAUGGAAAGAGACAUUGUCUUGGGUAGCUCAACUAAAGAUGAACUGGACAAUGACAUGGUCUACUGUGUUUCUGUGGAGGGUUCUCGAGCUUUUUUACAGCAGGCUUCUCUACAACAGAUGGAAGGUUUUCGAGCUUCUUUACAGCAGGCCUCCUUAGAACAGACGAUGACGCAAGAGUCUCAGAGUUUCUCACAGCAGGCUGAACAGACAGUAGCACAACAGCAGGUUGCAUGGAAUCUGUUUUUGCUUUUGUGUCUUGGCCUGCAUGCUAAUGAAUGA
This is a messenger RNA of Corticium candelabrum, 774 nucleotides long. RefSeq lists its product as uncharacterized. The record is from RefSeq and is a predicted model, not a curated record. The transcript is spliced from 8 exons. Bases 91 to 774 code for a protein of 227 amino acids. NCBI's taxonomy places the organism in Eukaryota, Metazoa, Porifera, Homoscleromorpha, Homosclerophorida, Plakinidae.